Molecule: messenger RNA, 2887 nt
Organism: Cyprinus carpio (common carp)
Lineage: Eukaryota; Metazoa; Chordata; Actinopteri; Cypriniformes; Cyprinidae
Gene: cfap53
Product: cilia and flagella associated protein 53
Source: RefSeq, a predicted model, not a curated record
UGAUAUUAAUUUUAAUUUUAAAGCAUUUAAACAGUGUAAAGCAUAAUUACUAGUUGUCUUAAUCACCAUCGUUUAUCAUUAUCACAUAAGAUAGCUGAAAGCAGCCUGAUUUCGCCUGUCGUUGUUAUGGCAACAUCAGGUCGGUUCCGUAAACACAACUGUACAGCUGGAGGGUUAUUUCUAAAGCUAGCUAGACUCUAAGAAAGUGGAGUAAAAAAAUAAAAUAAAAAUCUUUUACCAUGUUGACAGCCCACCGAAGCAGGACACGAUGUCGGGAAGUAACUGGACCUGGACAUUCAGUGGCAUUGAAACUGAUUUAUGUGAUGGAGUUUACCAAGGAUCAGAGCUACUGUGAUGUGAGAAUGCGAUGGGAAAGGAACACACAGCGCAGGAUGGUGUCGGCCACUAUUAGCAGACGUCUACAGGAAGCAAGAGAGCAGUACCAGAUGGACAUUGAUGAAAGGAGGGAAAGGUUUGAAUGGAAUAACCUCAUAAAUUAUUAAGAAAUCAUCUCACUGUAAAGUGUAAUGACCUUGUCUGAGGAGAGGGAGCUCUUCAGGGAGAUGGAGGCAAAAAAGGAGACAGUGUUGGAGAGGCAAGCUAAGAUGCUUGAAAGAGCCAAGACUCUGCGAGAUAGAAGAGAGAGUGAGAGACAGAGACUUGUUGCUGAGAAACUCGAUCAGCUCUUCAGAGAGCAAUGUGAGGAGCUGCGUGCCGUGCAGAUGAUGCGCAGACAGGAUGAGGUCUGCACUGAGCGUGCUGCGCAGAUCAGUACUAAGGAAGAAGUGCAACUGAUUGAUCGAGAAGAGGAGAGGAUGUUCUGUUAGAUGUGGUGUGGUGGAGGGAUGGCUGGAGAGGGGGGUGAUUAAUAUGAGUUAGGUCGUCAGAGAGAGAACAAUCUCCAGCAGAAGGCAUUCCUGCAGGCACAGAUGGAAACGACUGAGCAGCAGAGAAUACAGGCAAAGCAACUGAAGCAAGAGGAGGCCCAGUUACUGGUAAUGAGCAUAUUUAUUGGCCUGGAGGCAGAGAGAGAACACAGACAGAAGCUUCAAGAUCAGGAGAAACGACGUAAACAACUGGACCUUUCACUUCGGCUGAAGAUGAAGUGUCUGGCUCGAGAUCGGCAGGAAGAGCUGGCUCUGGAUAUGAGCAUCCUGGAGCAGCUAAUGACUGAAGAGAGAGAUGAAAAGCAAGAUGAGGUCCUCAAAAAGCUGGAGUGUCAAGAGGAGCAGCGCAGGUACAGGGAGUAUCUGGCAGAGCAGCUGGAAGAGCAGAAACAGCAAGAAGCUGAGACGGAGCAACUGUUUGAAUCAGAGCUGCAGCAGGCCUGGGCCCGCAGGGAGGCACAGUGGCGUCAAGAAAAGGCAGCGAGGGACCGACUCAUGAAGGAUGUCAUGGACACUCGUCGAUUGCAGAUCCAAGAGAAGUGUAAGGAAAUUGCUAUAAGAUCACCCAUUUACACACACACACACACACUCCAAGAGAAAAUAUACAGAAUCCUUGAAGAGAACAAAUUGCUGGAUGAAGAAGAAAAGAAUCGUUUAAGGGAGGCCACUCAGGAAUAUCAGGCUGAUUUAUUGGCUCAGAUGCUGUACCGCCAGCAGAUUCGUGAAGCAGAACAAGCUGAGAAAGAAUAAGAGUUCCAGAGGGGUCUGUGGUACCAGGAGCAGUACAAUAAGAAGAUCCAGGACAUCCUCUCAAGGCCAGUAUCUGGCACCACGGCAGUUCAUCCCUUCAGGAGACGAGAGCGCCCCUUCUCCAGCUUUGGUGCACAGUUGGCAUAAAUCCAACCAAUUCUAUUCACAACAUAAGUAACAUUCAUAAGUAUGAAAUAUUCUAAAAAUGAUAUCAAAUAGAAAAUACAUUGAAAAAGAAAAAUAAGGAACUUUCAGUGAACUUACAUGCUUAAAUAUCUUGCUCAUUUCUGAAUAACUAUACGUUGUAUGUUUUACACAUUUGUGUGAUCUGUGAUCAGAUUCAUUAUACAUGUGCUGAAGUUUGUAUUCAGACAAGUCUGACUGGAUUGACUUGUUUUGAGGUAGAUAUUUGCAUGUUUAAAUGUUAAUUAUUUAAAGAAAGCUUAUCAUUUCAAUGAAUAUAGACUGUGAAUAGUGUCCUCUUUUUGCCAAUCAAAUCUAAUUAAAAACAAUGGAAAGCUGUCCAGGGUUGCUAUGAAACAUGUACAGUACAUAAUACCAGGAGAGGUCAAAAGGUUAAGGUUUAAAAAUGACAGUUAACUUGCAAAAUAUUUCCUUAAUGAUUUAGCAACAGGGUUUUAGACCAGUAAGCUGCUGGGUUAAAUGAUCAGAGGGUGAAUUAGUGUAUGGGUAACUUUUGACGCUGCAAAUACUACGACAGUUUGUGAAUGGUGAAGAAGUUAGUCAACACUCAAUACCUUACUUAGGAGUGUUAGGGGUGUGGAGCAAUUGGUCUAUGUCAUUUAUUUUUUCUCACCUGACUGUUCAGACAGGUUUAACUUUUAACCCAAGUCAGUCUGGAACUACAAAAUUCGGCAAAGUAUGCUUUACAACCUUUUUAAGCAUGACAUGAAGAAUAUACAACAUCUGAAUAAUUCAGAGCUCUGAUGAUCAUUGUGUCUGUGGAUAUUUGUACAAUUUCUAAGAGAAAAUGCGUGAAUAUGAACUGUAUGUCAAGCAUGUGAUUUUUCGUGCAGUGCUGUAAUUGGCCAGAGGGUGUCGCUGUAGACACACUGAACUCUGCCAUUGAUCCAUGCGCCUCCGCCGCUGCGGUCACGUCAGUCAGCCUGAUAGAGUCCACGGAGAAGGGAAGAAGCGAGGGCAGUCUCUCUUGCAUUUGGACAUUUACACACUUUUCUCACAUUUAACCAGUACCAUCACACCAAGUCAUUACACGAAUUUUGUUAUUU